UGAAAAUGGGAUAUUCGAUUGGCAUUCCCGGCGAAGAUGGCGGAGGUACCCUCGGUGGAUUUUUCACCCUCAGCCAUGAUGGUUCUACCCAUCAUGGCUUCCUCACUAAUUACCACGUCGUACGCCCUCCAACCAGUGCAAACGAAUCUGUUAAAGAGAAAUACGACCGGGUUGGGACCUUUUUCUCAGAGAACUCGGAGUUUUCCGAGGUCAUCUGUUUUUCGCCAAGGGACUGUCGUGCUGUAUCACGUCAUCUAAGCAAGUAUCAUGAGGAAUUGCAGGCAAGCUGGAACAAUUUCAAAGAUGAGAUCGCCAUACGCCAGGAGGCAGGGGCAAGAGUAUCGACUGGCCUACAAAUGAGGCAUGACUGCGCGAGGGAGGAUAUUGAAAUCUGCGGAAAAAAACAAGAUAUCGUCUCCAAAAUGCCACGAACUCUUGGAAAGGUCCUCAUUUCCAGUGGAAAGGGCACUUCGCGAGGUCGGAUCGUGGAUUGGGCGUUCAUCUCUCUCGAUCAAAGUGACUUCCAACGCAAUAUUAUGCCAGAUACUCGGCACUUCAAUGGUCCCUUUGAGGGGGAUUCACAUCCAAGGUUCCAAAUCAAAUCAGGUUAUCCUUUGACCGACUUUGGCGAUUUGGUCAAGAAUGAGCCCGUCUUCAAGGUUGGCCGAACGACAGAUCUCACCGGGGGAAUAUGUAAUGGCGUCAAGCAACUGUGCCACUGGAAAGCGGCAGAUAGGCGGCGCUAUGAGAACGGCGAGGAAGUUCAACUAGGCGAUAUUACGGAGGAGUUCGUCAUCGUCGGCCAGCGCAAAUCAGCAGGGAGGAUGGAGCAAGAAAUCUUCGCUGAGAACGGCGACUCUGGAUCGAUUCUGGUUGAUGCGUCGGGAAGUGUUUGUGGUCUGCUCUACGCAGGCACGGCCAUCCAUGCAGGCUCGUUGUACCAGGGGUCUGUUGGACUCGCAAUGACUAUGUCGGAUGUGCGUGCUUCAAUCAAGGCCAAAGGCUGUGAGCUCGGCCUUGAACAAUGAACACCAGACCGAAAUUUGUUUCAAUAAGCUUGGGACGUUGUCAUUAACCCCGAGGCCAUGUCUUUUUCUUCUUUUCACCCUUGAUUUAUUGAUGAAAAUCGUG
Molecule: messenger RNA, 1131 nt
Organism: Penicilliopsis zonata CBS 506.65
Lineage: Eukaryota; Fungi; Ascomycota; Eurotiomycetes; Eurotiales; Aspergillaceae
Exons: 1
Coding region: 6-1028 (340 amino acids)
Source: RefSeq, a predicted model, not a curated record